CACCCUUUACAGCUCCUACGUGCACCCAUAAAAUGCCCUCAUCCCCCCUCCCUCUCUUCUCACCAGUCGACCCACCAAAUCGUCGCAACUUGACCCAAACUUCCCCAUCUUUCUCCUCCAAAGCGCACACCGCUCUUUUAGUCCCUUCCGGUUUAGGUCGAGACGAUGUCGCCCUCGAUGAAGCUCUGCGUUUGUUUGCUUCACCUGGCCACGAUCUCUGCCGUCGCCUCUGCCGGCAACUUCUACAAUGACUUCGACAUCACCUGGGGCGACCGCCGUGCCCAGAUACUCAACGGCGGCCAAGGCCUCACGCUCUCUCUCGACAAGGUUUCUGGGUCCGGUUUCCAGUCCAAGAACGAGUACCUCUACGGAAGGAUUGACAUGCAGAUCAAACUCGUGGAAGGCAACUCGGCUGGCACAGUCACUGCAUACUACUUGUCCUCUCAAGGACCGACGCACGACGAGAUCGACUUCGAGUUCCUUGGCAAUCUGUCCGGGAACCCCUACACACUGCACACCAAUGUGUUCUCGCAGGGGAAAGGGAACAGAGAACAGCAAUUCCACCUCUGGUUCGAUCCCACCAAGGCAUUUCACACCUACUCGAUUGUCUGGAACGCUCGACGCAUAAUAUUCUCGGUGGACAACAUUCCCAUAAGAGUGUUCAACAACUUGGAGUCAAUCGGCGUGCCUUUCCCAAGCAACCAGCCCAUGAGGCUUUACUCUAGCCUCUGGGACGCCGAUGACUGGGCGACAAUGGGUGGCCGCGUCAAGACUGACUGGACGAAAGCACCUUUCACCGCAUCUUUCAGGAACUUCAACGCCGACGCUUGUGUGGUCUCGUCCGGGUCUAGGUCCUGCACCUCGAAGUCCACCAAUGGCUUACAGACGAGCGCAUGGCAGGAGCAAUCCCUCGACGCAUCCGGCAGAAACAGGCUCCGUUGGGUGCAGCAGAAGUACAUGAUCUAUAACUACUGCAGCGACUCCAAACGGUUCCCUCAGGGUCUACCGCCAGAGUGCAGGAGAUCAAGGUUCCUCUGAAGCUGAAGCUGCAUCAACUUCCGCUACCACAGUUGGUCGAUUCUUUUGCGCAAGAUGUGACGUAAAUUAGUGAGCAAAAUUCAUUCAUUAUUCUUUCCUGUAACUACGAGUGAUAUCAAUAAUCAGCGAUUUCCCCACCAUUGUUGUAUCCAUAAUCUCCUUGAUGGCCUCAAUAAUCAACAUCAUCUGAACGCUUGAUGAA
This is a messenger RNA of Syzygium oleosum, 1240 nucleotides long. Its product is annotated as xyloglucan endotransglucosylase protein 1-like. Gene Ontology annotation, molecular function: hydrolase activity, hydrolyzing O-glycosyl compounds; xyloglucan:xyloglucosyl transferase activity. Gene Ontology annotation, biological process: xyloglucan metabolic process; cell wall biogenesis. Lineage: Eukaryota; Viridiplantae; Streptophyta; Magnoliopsida; Myrtales; Myrtaceae. Gene Ontology annotation, cellular component: apoplast; cell wall. The transcript has 3 exons. The record is from RefSeq and is a predicted model, not a curated record. Bases 166 to 1038 code for a protein of 290 amino acids.